AUGUCAGGCUACUAUGUUGGACCCUUCGGUCGUAUGUUACCCACCACCGGCCCAUCCUCGGAGCAGCAAUCCGAGCGUCCAGCUAAUUUACAAGAAUCCGGGGACCCCCCAUACCAGCUUCCACCCCCGCGUACACCGGCCAGUUUACAAUUUGGAUCGGAUCCCUUCCUGCGCCAGCGUCAGCAGGAAAACCCCGAGAGACCUUCAGAGAUUGGACGCCAAAGGACAGAGCAACUUCCCUCCGUGAGGCAACUUCUCACACCAGUGACCAGUUCCAAUUCUCCUCCUACAUACCCUCGGGCGUAUACUUCAUCCAGCACUGAGCGCCUUGACUCUUCAUACCCAUACCGGCAUCAUGAGUCGAGCUUGUCUUCGCAGCUUUCUCCAACCGCAGUACAUGACAGAGCCAAAGUCCGCUCAGGAUCCCUUUCACAGCCACAGACUGGCAAUUUGCCUCCGUUGUCACAAGUGGCAUCCUUGCAUAGUCCCGGAGAUAUGAGACAUCACACACCCACGAGGAGUGAUCCAUCGGCAGUCAGUUACCCACAGGGUCAACUACCAUUCCACAGCACAACAUACCACGAAAAACUGUCCAGUGGGGAACUUUCGUCACCAGAGGCUUCUGGUAGGCAUGAUAAAACUGUGAGGCCACACGUGGUUGACGAGCGAUACAUCGAAGGAGAAGGAAUCUGCUACGUUUAUGCAGAUGGAUCUCAUUGUCCCAAGGCCAUUGACGGGAUUCCUGUGAAUGCAAACUGGGGUGUUACCAAGGCUGGAAAGCCGAGAAAGCGCCUUGCACAAGCAUGUCUGAUCUGCCGUGAGAAGAAGAUCAAGUGUCAACCGAACUUGCCCAAAUGUGACCAGUGCCAGAAAUCCGGACGGGAGUGCAGGUUCGAGAACGCACCCCGUGGAAACCGGGCUUCUGCUUCCAUGCGAGGAUCUCAGUCAGCUGGGCCAUCUAGCAAACCCGAUGGGAGAGAUCCCUACGCACCCUCCGGUCAUUCGAUUUCGGACAAUUCCCCGUCACUUUAUAACCUCGCCCGAGCCUCCGAUAGCGGUACUUCUCUUCCUGGGACUAGCGGCCACUCACCAACGUCAGAGGGCUCAAUGCUCACCCCAUCAGGUACGGAAACAACAUACGAGACUAUGGCCGAUGCGGACAGGGCCUAUAGAUCGCGCGCGUACCGGUUCCCACCACCCUUCCCUGGCACAGAUGACACCCUCGGACGAUCGGCACAUAUCGAGAGCAACCGCCAACCGGAAUACUCUGACAUACUCGGGGAACUCAAGGAUAACAACCCAGACGACCCAUUGGUGGGCUCCUGGCAUCUCGACCCCCACGAAAGCGACCCGGAGAUGACGAUGCAUCACAUUGAAUGUUAUUUCACGCAUGUGAACGAUGGGCUGUACCACAUGUUCCCACAUACGCGAUUCAUCCUGUGGUUGAAAUCAUAUCCCAACAAGUCUGCAGAGGACAAGAUGUUGCUCUAUUCUAUGAUGGCAUUGGGGUCUGUAUUCUCGGACAGGUCGGACAAACUCGUGGCUAUGAGGCGCUACGCUCGCAUUGCACGAUUCGCCAUCAAUAGAAGUCAGCAUGCUCUCUCCUUGCAGCUUGCACAGAGCCAUAUCAUAAUGAGUCUCUGGUACUAUGCCACAGGAUCGCUGGUCGGGUCCUGGGACUCGAUCGGUGCAGCAGGAAGAGCGGUCUUUGGGCUUCGUUAUAACUUGGAAUCUGGAGGUGUCGUGGUGGAUCAGAAUCAGGCCUGUGAUUACGGACUUCAUCCUCAGGCAUUGAUUGAGUGCCGUCGUCGAACAUUUUGGAUUGCUUUUGUGCUGGAUCGUUUCUCUAGUCUCUAUUCUGCCUCGUCCACUUUCAUCUCGUCAGAUGCGGCAUUGUUACGGCUUCCCUGUCGCGAGGAGAUCUACGAAACUCAACAAUAUGCGACAGCACCCUACUUCCAAUCAUUCCUGAACCAACCCACGUCAUCGGACGACGAUCGCCCAACACUCAGCCCAAUGGCGUUCUUGAUCGAACUCAUGGCCAUCUGGGGAGACGUUUCCCUCCACGUUAUCCGUCUACCACACAUGCCCUCCGAAGCGUACGGCCGACUCGCCGAAGAAUUCCAUACGACCAUCGUCCACAAAACAAACACCUGGAUGACUCGACUUCCCGAACAUCUCACAUUCUCAUCUGUAAACCUGGAACGAAGCAUACGGGCUCAAAAAGCGGACACCUUCAUUUCAAUCCAUCUGUUUUACCACGCCACUUUGAUGAAACUAUACAGACACGCCCGAUACCAGAGUCUCCGAGCCGAAGUUUUAAGUCAAUACAUCCACCGAGCUCGAUACCACGCCGUCGAAAUUCUCCGUAUCGCUCCUACUUUCGACCAAUUUGCCAAGGAAAUCAUGUCAGCUCGGUCUAGCACAGAUUUCGCCCUUCCGCAGAUGACGCUCCUCAAUCCAUUCCUCGGUUAUGUCAUUUUAUCAGCCGUGGACGUUCUAAGUGCUGCUGGAUUGGCAUCGCAGCUACAAGAAUGCAUUUCCUAUAUCAGAGGUGCACUACUCACAGUCCAAGAACUUAGCCGCUACUGGGAUAGUUCUCUGCAGCUCGUCUCCGCGCUCCAGAGACGCCUAGGAUUAAUGAUCGACUGUCUGAACGAGCGCAGUGUCAUCGAAGAGAAACAAGGCUUUGCUCUAGAUGGUCCAUCUCUCGAAACAAAGGUCCACGCUGGCGCCUUACCGUCCCACCCGACUGGCAGUCUAAGCGAGGAUCUCUUUACAGGCUCGAUGCCUCGCGCGGUACUGUUGAAUGCCCUGCGAGUCGAUGAUAGCCUCCUCUCAGAAGGUAGUAUUGCCUGGAUCAAAGAUCCCUGA
Messenger RNA from Penicillium antarcticum, 2874 nucleotides. Its product is annotated as Zn(II)2Cys6 transcription factor. Bases 1 to 2874 code for a protein of 957 amino acids. The record is from RefSeq and is a predicted model, not a curated record. NCBI's taxonomy places the organism in Eukaryota, Fungi, Ascomycota, Eurotiomycetes, Eurotiales, Aspergillaceae. Gene Ontology annotation, molecular function: DNA-binding transcription factor activity, RNA polymerase II-specific; zinc ion binding; DNA binding. Gene Ontology annotation, cellular component: nucleus. Gene Ontology annotation, biological process: DNA-templated transcription; regulation of DNA-templated transcription. The transcript is spliced from 3 exons.